Molecule: messenger RNA, 3082 nt
Organism: Misgurnus anguillicaudatus (oriental weatherfish)
Lineage: Eukaryota; Metazoa; Chordata; Actinopteri; Cypriniformes; Cobitidae
Source: RefSeq, a predicted model, not a curated record
AAACCUUUUACUUGUAGUCUGGGUCUGUGUUCAGAGGGUGGGCCAGUACAUGUGCGUGUGUAGUCAGUACUGGAGGUUAUUUUGAAAGUGACCCCCUCACCGCCGCGGACCGCACACAGCUGUCGGGAACCAUGACACAAGAUGACGGAUACGGUUGUCGUAGAGGGACAAGUCAGACUCCGAGAGGGGAAAAAGUGGAAAAACAGAUGGGUAAUUCUACGAAAACCUUCGCCUGUAGCAGACUGCCUGUCCCUGCUGGUGUAUAAGGAGCGUGGAGAAAAAAGCAAAGGGCAUAGGGAGAGGAGUCAAGCCACGCUAAGGGAUAUAUGUGGACUGGAGGCUCUUCAGGGGUUUGAUGGAGCGAAUUAUGUGCUCAGUCUGAUCUGCCUGAGCCAGUCUGUCAUGCUGGGCUUUGACAACAAAGUUACUCUUCUGGCCUGGGAUGCUCGUAUCCGCUACAGCCUUGGGGAAGUUCACAGGUUCAGUGUUAAUGUCCAGCCUGGCACCAAACUAGAAAGUGGCCCCGCCUCCCUGCAUUUGUGCAAUAACUUGCUUGUUAUUGCUCGAGACCUCCCCCCAACUGUCAUCGGUCAAUGGAAACUGUCAGACUUGAGGCGUUACGGCGCCGUUCCUAAUGGAUUUGUCUUUGAGGGCGGGACAAGAUGUGGCUACUGGGCUGGUGUUUUCUUUCUAGCGUGUGCAGAAGGAGAACAGAUCAGUUUUUUGUUCGACUGCAUCGUUCAGGGCAUAUCGCCAAGCAGGGGGCCGUUUGGACUGCGCCCAGUCCUGCCAGACCUGGGUGCUAACCCGUUGUCUAUAGAGGACAGGAUUAGCCAGGAGGCCAGCGAACUAGAGAAGCGACUCAGUAUGCUGUCUAUAUGUAGCCAACACAGCAGUGCAGCCUCCACCUCCAGUUAUGGUGCCUCCAUGGCAGGAGAUGAUAGGAGUAUCUCCAGCUCCUCCUCUGAGACCAGCCAGUCGGAUAACAGCUUGGGCAGCCGUCUGGCAUUGUGGUCCGAACCUGUCAGACAUCCCACCCCUGUCGAACCUUCAUCAUCAUCAUCAUCAGGGGCCACGGGACCCAAGAGCACAGCCUUUUCUGUCAGCACGUCCAGUAACGAGCGUCUUUGUGGAGCAGGUACGGGAGGUCUCCACCCCCCAUCCAAGCCGCCACAACCUAGGGGCCUUCAAGAGGCGGGACGCCAGAGCUCAACCGACAGUGGCAUUGCCACAGGGAGCCACUCCUCUUAUUCAGGAAGCUUCUCUUCUUCAUACACUGGUAGCAUGGAUAUUGGACAUGGAGAGACUGAGGAGUUUGGUUCCUCGAUAAGCCUCCCACAAAACACUUUAGUACGGACAAUAACCCUCAUACCCGAGCACGGGUCAUGUGCGUGUCCCCAUAAAGACGCUGCUGACAUGCAGGCCACUGGGUACAUGGUACCCAAUCCAGCUUUGCAGCAUUAUGAUGUCCCCCGUCGGCUCGCACACCACCACACCUCUGAUCAAGAGCAGUCUUUGAUUCCUGCAGACCAGGAACGGAGGCCUGAGAGCGGAGGAGCUCUGAGAAAGGAGGACACAUCUACAGAUUCCAACGUGCCAGUGAGAUUUAACUGGUGUGGUGAUGGAGAAGCGCCUCCUGAAGUCUCAUCUAUGACAGAAUUACAGCCAAACUUUUGUCCAGACUGUGGGGGAGGAAAGGUGUUGGAGAGGAGCAGAUGUGAGAUGAGCAGCAGUUCAGAGCAGCAGAAACCUUUUCAUAACACUCACGCAGAUCCAAAAGGCAAUUAUGAGCAAAUGGCAUUUAUGACUGAUGCAUGCAGGUGGCCACAGUUCAGAGCAGGAGAGUAUGGAUGUUCGCUGCCUUGCCCCGGGGACGUGGGACCGAUGGUUAUUGACCGAUUUCAAAGUGAUUCUGCCAACUACGUGAAUAUACCAGUCAGUCCUACAUCUAAACGGCAGCUGCACUAUAUGGAGUUGGAUCUGCAGGAUCGACAGGAGUCGAGCCACACCGUCAGAGCGUCCAGCUCAAGCACCAAGUACGCCCACAUUGACAUCAAUGCUACUGAGACAGUACAGAGGGUGGGAGCCCAGCAUGCACAAGGCAGAGAGCAGAGACUACAGGAACUUGAACAGAAGAAAAGAGGAACUCUACCCUGAAAAUAUCUAUACAAAUAUGCAUACUGUACAUCAGUGGUUCUCAAACUGGGGGCCGCGAGAUGGUGCCAGGGUGCCCAGUUUUAUGACAUUUUAUAAAAUAAAUAAAUUUAUCAUGCAUUCUGUGCAAUUAAACAUAAAAAAAUAAGACUAGUAACCAACAGCACUACUUCGUCUCAUUUAAUAUGGUUUGUUUAAUCAAAAGUUGAGUUUUAAAACAGUUUCUUGUCCUAAAUUUUCUUCGGGGGGGGGGCGAAGAAAUGCGCCAUACAAAAGGGGGGCCGCACGCUGAAAAGUUUGAGAACCACUGCUGUACAUAGAGUACCUAUUAUGCUCUUUGUACUAAUAUUUUUCUUUUAAAUCCAUGGUAACACUUUAUAGUGACUCUGUUAUACAUUAAAUAUAAUGACUAUAAUAAUAACAGUAAAUUAUGCAUACUUGCAACUAACCCUACAGUAAGUACAUGUUGUUAAUCAUUAUUACUUAGUAAUUAAAUGUACAGUAUAAUUACACUGCAAUAUGGAUGUCGUAAAAUAUAGCGUAACCAAGUCCACAAUAAAUGCAUUUAAUAGCGGUCUUUUAUGGACCUCACUUUAUACAUAUACAGAAUUGCCCUUUAAAUGUAAUGCAUAAUACAUGACUGUGCUAAAUAAUUAUUGUAAUUGCUAAAGUGUUUCUACAUUCUGUGUAAUUUUGUAGAUGAAUGUCUUGUCAUUUUGAUAUUCACAUGGAAUUAGUAAGGUUUUACUGAAAACAACACACACUUUGACUGUUGACAACUGUAAAUAUAUUAUCUUUGGUGACCAAUUUUGCUUUGUACAUUUACACAUUUAAAUAUUUCAUAAGAAACAUGCUGUAUUUUUUCAGAUAUUAUUUUCUGACAUUUCUAUAUCGAACAUAGUAGUAAUAAAGCUGUCAUCUAACAUCA